AACCUUAAGAGCGUAGUUUGACCUUUCGACGUUACUUUAUAUGGACUUAGGAGUUACACUUUUGCAAUGGGUGACUUGAUGAAAUUUGUUCGACAGCAGUUCUUUGAUAACAACUGGACUAAAUCUAUUGACCCUGAUUCUCUUAAUGAAGAAAAACUGGAAUGUAUCGAUGCCUCUUUCAGUCAUAUGGAUGUAAAAUCAAAGUUGUGUUUACUCUUAGCUUUCAGCAACAUGAAACAAAGUACAGUACAGCAGAUUAAUAAACAUAUCGAAAACAUAUUUCUCCAAGCUCUGGAUGAAGAAAACAAUCUUGUCAAGCUGUCGCUACAAUUUUGCACAGCUUUUGGGAAGAAUAUAGAUAAACUACUAAAAAGCGCUACUAAUUGGAAUACCGUAGAUACCCCUCUGCUAGCAGAAUAUUUGGGUCGUAAUGUUCUAGACAAAUUUCUUAAUUUGAAAGGAAAUGAUAAACCUCCAGCCAGUCUUCCAAAAUGUGGUUUCCAACGACGUGGAAAGCUGGAAUCAGAACAUUUGAAGGAAUCCUACCUCGAAAAAUUAAAGGAUGAAUGUCAGCGAAGACGUGUUCAUGUUCCAAUACCUGGAAGAAGCUUUGCUCGUCAAGAUGAAACUGAAGAUUCCGUUGCUGUUGAGGUGGUAAGUAAUGCAGGAAAUUCGGUUACUUCGUCACAGUCAGAUUCUACCUCAUUUUCCAGACGCAAAAGCACUUUUCCACGUAUAUCUGGUCAAAGUUCUGAUGAUCUAGAUUCAAAGAGAUCUUUGAUAUGGACUCGUGCCAAUAUAAAUAAAACCGGAAACAACAGCGAAAAUAGACCUAUUUCUACAAACGACAGAAUUAGUAGUCGGAGUCCUGCUAUGACAGGCGUCAAGAAGCAUUCAGGAAUAAAAUUGCUAGAGUUUGAUGAACUACCUGCAUUCGGACCGAAAGCUAAACAACUUCGUAAAGAAAAAGAGCGCGAAACGAAAAUGAAACUCAAACAAGAGAAAGAGGAAAGAGCUCGUGAGAAUAAGGCCGCUCGAGAAGCUUCCAAAUUAGCUCGUCAGUCUGAACGACAGGCUUUACUUGAAGCUCGCAGACAAAAUAUGUCCAUCUCACCUCUAUGGUCAAAUAAUCAUCAAGAACUUUUGGAAAAUAAAACGGAGAUGCAAAGUAUGUCAUUGAACUCCAAUCCUAAAUUUAUGGGUUAUGAUCCAGGUGCCUUUGAAACUAAACCAUCUUUUACAGCUUCAUCGAAAAAUUUCCAGCAAGAUUCACUACAUAAGACAGAACCAAAUAAUCGUCAAUUCCCACUUCACCUUACAAGUUCAAAUUCAAACGUUUCAAAUCGCAUUAUUUCUCCCCAAAUAAAUACUGACAUUAAACCAGUCAUUCAUCAUCCGCUUCUGUCGACAUCUAUUUCUGUUGGUUCCAAAAAUAGUACAAUGUAUGUUGAAGAAGAAGAUGAUGAUGACGAUGAUGACAUGCUACAAAAUGGUGAAUCUGGAGUGUACACUCUUGGAUUCCCUAAGACUUUCAAUUUCAACUCACCUUUUAGCGCAAAUCUCACUGGUAUCCAAUCUUCUAGUUUCCCAUCUGGCCCUAUGACUUCAUUUUCCGGGAUUCACUCAUCAAAUUCACAGUCGAUCAAUAAUAUACCUGUCUCCAACUUAGGACAGACCCAUUUUGUUCAAUGUCUUCCUCCCAAUUAUUCUACUGUUUCAUUCUCUCCUGUAUCACAAACACUGAAUACACCUGUGAAUCACAUCAGACUUAUCAGACCUGGUAUUUCACAACCGAAUACAGGCGGCGUUGUUAAAGUGAUAAAUGCUCCAUCUGACUCACCGGUUCGAAUCAUUUGUGUAAUGGAUCCAAAUUCUUCUAAAACUGCACCAAAUGCUAUGUUACAGUCUGGAAAACCUUUAAAUAUUAACAUAUCACAAGGCCAAAAUACGCAAAAUGAAAAUACCAACCAUGGAUUGUCUAAUAGUUUUUCACAGUCGUCGGAAUUCACGUAUCCUAUAUCUACUACUGGUGCGCAGGUAUUAUCUCCUCAACAAGUUGCAUCUAUCCCUUCAGAAUCAGUUCCUAGUAUGGUUGUCAACAGUUCCAUCCCAAUUUUACGUCCGAAACUUAAUUCAAGUAAUCCGUUAGUAUGUAUUGCUCCUCGUCCAAAUCGUGUAAUUCAAAUAAAUUCUACAAAUAAUAUCUGUGAAAAUACAGUUACUUCUCAACCAGUCAUCAAUUCAUCAGAAAGUAAUCAAAUAUACUUAUCACCAUCAUAUCCUAUACAACAUCAAACAUCAGUCAAUUUAAUUAGACCAUCUAAUUCCACUGUUGUUAUUGAUAAUAAACCUGUUGUGUUUGCAUCGACUCCAACACGCUUAACUUCACCACAAGUUCAAUCUCAACGACCUCAGCUUGUACAACGAUUUAGUGUUAUAGCACCGAAACCAACAGUUCAGUCUUCAGUAAAUCAAACGUAUGUUCAGAUAUUACCGCGACCUACAGCGACAACCGUUCAAGCAGCCAGACCACCCAAUUUGACUGUAAUAAAAUCGUCAAAUCAAAAUAAAAUUCAUGUGGAUUCUUCUAAUGUAAUACAAAAUACCACUAGUCACCAGGUUGUUGUAUCAAACGCAUAUACUAAUAAUGACACUGGCAACUCUAAUAUUAAUAUACCAAAUCCCUGUGAUAUAUCUCCCGUAUCUAUUACCACAAGUCUUCCAAACUACAACAUACACCUGGCGGAGACUUCAAAUACUAUGGUUCCUAAUGAAACAAAUCUUAUAAAUUCAUCACAACCUUCAUUAACAACGGUUACUGGCAAUAUUGUUAACGCGUCUACAAAUUUGUCAUCUGUGAAAAUUCAAGAUGAUUUAUGUUUAACCGAAUCACAAUUAAGUACAGUGCAAAGUUUAUUCCAAGAUGCGAAUCGCGUUACUCGACCUGAAAAAGCAAUGAUCAUAUCAUUCAUCGCUGGUUCAAGAGAUAAUCCACGUCCAGAGACUGGUCAAAUAACUCGUAUUCGUCUUAGUGAACAUAGAGAACGUGUUCUUAAUCAAAAUACUGGUCAACUAAUGGAUUUAGCUGUGGACACAUUUCUAACUAUGGAUUAUUCAACUGGAAAAUAUGAGAAAAUAAAAUGUUAUCGUAGUGAUACACCUGAAAAUCUUGCAAUAAAUAAACCUGAUACAGGGUUUAUUGGACCCUUAACACAAGCUGAAUAUGAACAACUUUAUCCUCGGACUGACAAGCCUGAUCUAUUGGCUGAGGUAGCUGCUGAAGAAAAUGAAUGGAUAGAAUUUGAACGGCUUGAUGAAAAAGAAGCUGUUCAAGCUGGAACUGCAGCUUGGACUCCCUUAACACCACCCUAUAUCGAUUCACAUUUCUCCAUAUGGUCUCUGUCAGAAUCUAUAAGUGCUAGUCAGCUUUAUCUGGGUGGAAAGCUACCUCCACCUCCAACAGCUAGUUGGGCAAAAGUAUUACGACGAGACUAUACAGCAGAUGAUUACGAAGAAGAAAUUGAUUAUAUGCGUGCUCGAGCUGAAAAUGAAAUCAAAUAUGAAAUCGGUGAACUGGCUCCUGUGCGAUAUGCAAUUCACGUUCAGGUUGCUUCAACGUAUUCCGAAAGUCUGAUGAUUUCUUCUUUGGCUGAAGAUUAUUAUUGUAUAGCAGGUUAUAUUGGUUGGUGUGAUCUGUCCGAUCCAAGUCUUUCCAGUCAUGUUCAACAAAUGAGUCACGAUCCGUUACUUGUUGGUUUACGUUAUGAUGUUAGUGAAAUGGAUGGUGAUUAUCUGUUGGAGUCAGUGAUCGAUAGUAAUUUCUCAGUAAUUGAACAUCAACAACUUGUAUUCGAUUUAGCUAUUGGACCACAUCAAUUAAGACAUGCAUGUCAUUUAGCUUAUCGUCAUCCUAAGUUAAAAUUAGUACUUAAUCAUUGUGGUUUACCUGUAGAGUUUACUGCAAGCAGAUCAGACAAUUUAGCUUGGAAAAACUGGCGCUCAGACUUGGAACUACUCAGUCGAUAUCCAAAUGUUUAUUGCAAAGUGACUGGUGCUACUGGUUGUAUACAAAAGUCUUCAGAAUCAUCUAACGAUACAUCCGAUGUUUACAGUAUCGAUCAGUGGUGUGCCAGUUCAGCUUUAUCUCAUGCAAUCAGUUGUUUUGGACCAGACCGUUGUUUAUUUGGUUCCGGUUGGCCAAUAUGUCGAUUAUUCCAACCAAAUCAAACAGGUUGGCCUGAACAAGCCACAGCUAGUGAUUUACAAACAUUUGAUAUACCUGGUGAAAUAGCCGCUAAACGUGCAAGACGAUCAGUUCCAUUGAAAGUUCUUAAUCUAUGGGAAACUGCUAGAUUGGUGGAACAUGCUAUGGGUGAUGCUGGUUAUGGAUCAGUUGAAGAUAAAGAGAAAAUAUUUUCGACAAAUGCACAACAUGUAUAUAGUUUAUCUAUUCGACCAUAUGGUUCAUGUCCAAAACUUAAACGUUCUGAAUAGUAUUGAACAAUCAAUUGUAUCAUAUUAUAAAUUAUGUACAAAGUAUUUAAUGUAUUAUUAUCUAUACGCAUUAUCGGUGAAUUGGUUUUUAUACAAUGCAAAAAUUUUUAGUAAUGGGUUUUUCCCCGUUCUAUCUAUAUUGAAGCCUUUUUACUGUUAUAUAAGUCAGAUAAUUAUACAUUUGUCGGGAUUGUUUCAUUGUAAAUAAUGCUUAUAAAUUGAACAACUUAACUGAGAUUUUUUAACUAGAAUCUGGUAGAAACUGUAAAAUAUCUAACCAGUUUUCGUUAUUAUAGCUGUUUUUUUACAUUCUCAGAGAAGGUGAAUAUCAUUAGAUGGAUGAUUAGUGAGAAUAAUAUGACGUUUAGUCAUAGGUAUAUUCAUUAUUAUAAAUACUGAAAUCUUUGAUGUUUUUCUCCAGUAGUGGUUUGUUCACCUUCAUACCUAGCCUUAAUUAGGUAUUGAAUUAUUCAUCUCAUAGAUAAAUCUUUCCUCCCUGUGUGUUUAUUUCACUAAAUACAUAAUAUUCUCAUUUGUUGUCUGUAAUUGUAUUAUUUCACCUUGUCAUUUUCAUCUCGUCGUGCUAAUGUGAUGUGGUAACUUCGGCUAAUACAUAUUUAUGACAAGUCCUACGUUGGUUAUAACAAAUUUAUGAAGUCAAGAAUUUCACGAUCUGUAUGAUGUUGGAUGAGUUAUAAAUUUAUUAAUACUGGGAAUUUAUGUUAAUUUCUUUACAUGUGAAAAAAGUUUUCGUUUGUACGAAGCUCUGGCUAUCUCAUUUUGGCUUCGUUGUCUAACCUGAACGUCACGAACGUUAGUUGUAUAAGAUACGAUUGGAAAUUCGUUAGAGCAUCAAGUAAUUACCUUCAUAAUAUAUUUAUCAAUGGAGCUUCAAUAUGUCAGCGUUUUGUAAAUGAUUUAUAAGAGAGUAUAUUAUAA
Molecule: messenger RNA, 5433 nt
Organism: Schistosoma mattheei
Lineage: Eukaryota; Metazoa; Platyhelminthes; Trematoda; Strigeidida; Schistosomatidae
Source: the annotation of a GenBank genome assembly